AUGUCAACUCCUACUCUACACAGCGCCGCAAUCCCCGCGGUAACGGUCCAAUCGCACGCUUCCAACCUUCUCCAACUCCCCAAUAAGACGCUGCUAUGUGCCUGGUUUGGCGGCUCACAAGAGGGCCUGCCUGAUAUCAGCAUUUGGCUUUCGCGCCUGGAGCCUGGCUGGAACUCCUGGUCAGCUCCGCGAAAAAUAUCUUCCGACGACAACCGCAGUUGCCAGAACCCUGUCCUAUUUAGGGCUCCCAGAACUGGUGAUAUCUGGUUGUUCCACACCUCUCAAGAUGCCGGUAACCAAGAUGGCGCAGUUGUGAUGGCUCGCACAUCUAGUGAUGACGGCGUGACAUGGUCUGAGGCGCGCUACCCUCUUAAAGGGGUUUCCGGUGUAUUCGUGCGCCAACCUCUCGUGGUAUUAGAUGAUGGAACAUGGGUUUUGCCCGUCUUCCACUGCCGAUCUAUACCUGGUCAGAGAUGGAUCGGCAACAACGACAUUUCGGCCGUCUUCUAUUCUAGAGACGAGGGGCAGACUUGGGCGGAAAAUAUCGUCCCCGACAGCAUAGGCGCAGUUCAUAUGAACGUCAUUCGCCCCGGCAAGGGUUCAGAUUAUGUUGCUUUCUACCGGAGCCGAUGGGCCGACAAUAUUUACAGGUCUACCUCGACGGAUGGCCUAUCAUGGACGCCUCCGAAGCCGACAUCCCUACCAAACCCAAACAGCGGUAUCUGUGCUGCUCGUCUGCCUUCGGGCAAACUGGUAAUUGUUUUCAAUCGGUCUGCUUCAGAGCCGCACAUGGCCAAGAGAGAAGGAUUAUACGAUGAUAUCACUCCAGAGGAUGACAAACGUCCCAACCAAGAGUCUGUCAAUGGAAAAACCGCCAUCUGGGGAACGCCCCGAAAGACCUUGACACUUGCCAUUUCUAGUGAUGAGGGUCUUUCAUGGACAGAAAGGGUUCUCGAAGAUGGCGACGGCUUUUGCAUGACGAAUAACUCGAAGGAAAAGACUAAUCGGGAAUUGAGUUACCCAAGCAUCUUUGUGGACUUGGAAGAGCCAGUUGUACACAUAGCAUUCACAUUCUACCGGCAGUACAUUAAGUACGUUAGGAUCGAAGGCAUUGAGAAAUGGGUCGAACAAGCAUGA
This is a messenger RNA of Colletotrichum truncatum, 1137 nucleotides long. Its product is annotated as glycosyl hydrolase. NCBI's taxonomy places the organism in Eukaryota, Fungi, Ascomycota, Sordariomycetes, Glomerellales, Glomerellaceae. The record is from RefSeq and is a predicted model, not a curated record.